AUGAGGUUCACUUUUGUGAUUUAAUUUAUCAUGAAAAUUAAAAAGUUGAAAAACAAAAGAUCAAAAUACAAGAGCAUUAAUUCUAAUGAGAGGGCACUUAUCAUUCAAUAUAUUGAGGAAUACAAGUAUUCUACCUCUCAUGUAUGAUUUUUAUCAUUUAAAGGUCUCUAUGAUUACGGGUCAUAACAAAUCCACAAUAAAGGCUAUAUAUUAAGUUUAUAAAAAGGAAGGCAGAGUCUACAAAAAAGAAAAAAGGGAUAGAAUUUUAAAUAUAACUGCUCAAGUCCUAUUAUUUGUGGUUGAUGAUUUGUAUAUAUAUGAAAAUUAUUUCUAGAAAUGAAAGUUUUGUUAGGUUAGGAGAAGAAUUCAAGGAUUUUAAAACUGUAAAUGAAGAAGAUAGUGAUAUCAUAGAUUUCAAAGAGUAACUGAUUAAAGAAUAGUUGAUAAAUAAGAAAUGUCAAAUUCUAAGCUUGCUAGUAAACUAGUAGGCUGAAAACAAUUUUACAGAAGAAAUGAACACAAUAAUUGAAUAACAAAGCUUAACUAAUGAUUUCAGUAUUAUUUAUCCUAAAACUAUAGGAAUUUUUUAGGAAAGACAAUCAAUCAAAGUUUCAAUAAAUAGAAAACAAGAAAAAUGUUCUUAUAUAAAUCAAAUUCCAAAAUUUUUUUAUUAAAACUUCUACUCAUCAGUUUUAAAUAUACUCGAUGAAUAACAUAGAUUAAUGAGGAGUUGA
Messenger RNA from Paramecium sonneborni, 734 nucleotides. The record is from the annotation of a GenBank genome assembly. NCBI's taxonomy places the organism in Eukaryota, Ciliophora, Oligohymenophorea, Peniculida, Parameciidae.